AGAUUUGAUCAAACUCAUCUGGACCGGAACCAGGAGACGACAUGGACCGCCACAUCUGUGGAAACGUCCCACUGGACCUGAAGCAGCGUGGAUUCUGAAGUGGGGCUGAGCUACCAAAAUCAGGAAACUAAAGUGUUGCUAUUUAUACGACUGAGCAAAGGGCCAGAGCUGGUAGUCGCCGGGUUAGUGUGAGCCAACGAGCGAAAGAGAGAGCGUCGGUGGAGCUGGGAAAAAGGAAAAUAUCUGGAGGAAUGGAGCCGCUUUUGGGAUGAUUUUGUGCAGAUUUGAGCCCAAACCAUGGAAGGACUCCCAUCCAUUACUGAGUCAGCCAUCUCUGAGUUUUCCUCUGCAUUUGAGCUGCUGAUUCUGCACACGGAGGAGGCCCAGGAAUGGGCCGCGUACCUGCAGCAGAUCCUAAAAUCCUCCAAACAUUUCCGCCGGGGCUCCGUGUUGCUCUACGCUUUGAGCUCGGCCGAUCAGCUCCACGGAUAUAACUUUGAGGAUUUCCAGAGCUGCAAAUGCAUCGUGGUGCUGCUGACGGGAUUUUUCCUGGACGUCCUGUACGACCCGGAUCUGCACGGCGCGCUGCAGAGACUGCUCUAUCCUCCACACAGGGUGGUGGCGCUGCUGUGCGGCGUGACGGAGGCCGACCUGAACGUGGAGUACUUCGAGGGCUGGCCGAGCUGGAGGAAACUCUACGCCGACGACGAGCCGGGCGUUUAUGUUUCUACCGUUUUGGAGUCAAUAGCUGACAGCAGGCGAGCAGAGGCCGAGCUUCAGAGCGAAUAUCCUGCAGCAGAGUCGCUCGUCUCCGCCGCAGCGGCGGCUUCUCCUCUCUCCUCUGAAAAUCCCACGGCGGGUGAAAGCGAAGAGGAGGAGUCAGAGGAGCAAAGCGAAACGUUCCUGAAGGAGGAAGAGCGAGCGAGCGGCGAAGAUUCAGCAUCAGAACGCAUCAGCUCACCGACACAACCGACAUGUCUGACCGUUCAGCCCAGCAGAGUUCACUGUGGGGAUCAAGAGACGAUUUUCAUCGUAUUCAGAAGCAGAGUGGGUUUCGGGUCGCCGGUGGAAGUGGAGUUCUCACCUGAAGGCGCAGCGUCCAAACGGGUUCUGGCCUCGGUGGAGAACGAGUUCACCAUCAGCGUCUCUGCACCAGAAAUGCCUGCAGGAGUGACUUCGCUCGCUCUGCACGCCGACGGCUCGCGUGUCGGUCUGAGUCCGGUCACAUUUUACACCAGCAUGGGAGAAGUUAGCCGGCAUCUAAAACAGGCUACUGACCCUGUCAACUUCAUCUGCCAGGCCUUUAACUUGACCUCCAAUGCAACAGAAUCAGUGGACACAUUGCUAACGGACUCGUUAAAGUCCAGGAUGCCUCCCUCUGGUCUGCAGCUGUUUGGAGUCAAACAGAUUGAAGAAGACAACAUGUCAGCAUAUCAGCGCAAGGAAGAGCUGCCCACGUUGCUCCACUUUGCUGCUAAAUAUGGCUUGAAGAAGCUCAUGAGCUCCCUCCUGCGGUGCCCCGGGGCUCUGCAGGCGUACAGUGUGAUGAACAAACAUGGCGACUACCCAAACACACUGGCAGAGAAGAGCGGCUUUCAGGACCUCAGACGUUUUAUGGACGAAUUUGUGGAAACAGCAGACCUGCUCCAGUCUCACCUGGAAGACAACUUGAACUUGGACAAUGAGGCGGAGAUCUACGAGGCGGAGAUCUACGAGCCGAUGUCAAAUUCUUCUCAGGACAUCAUGUUGAAGUACUCCGGCUGCACUGAGGAUAUUUACGAGUCGAUGCUCGGCCUCGACCCUGAGUGUGCAGAAGACUUAUAUGAAGUCAUGACUGUAGUAGAUGAGAAUCCAGAAGAAGCUAUGCUCAGGAAGUUCUUCCAAGCGAAACCUCACGCUGCCGAGAACCAAGUGAACGCCCCGCCGCCUAGAGCUGAGAACAAUGACAGGAACGAACACGUCAACUUUGAUGAAAUAGAGGAGGAGGAGGAUCCGUACAACAUCUGUCCAGAGGAUAUUUAUGACACCGUGGAUACAAACAGCACCUAUAACCCGGGAGUCCAGAACCGCCCUCCGGCCCCCAUCCCCAGACCCGAGUCUGAGCCCGAACCUGAACGACCCGCAACCUACAUUUCCAGAGUUUUUUCAGAUACAGACAUGUCCAAACGUAACUCAGUGGACAGUGGUUGUCCUGCAGCUCGACCUGUGAGCGAGGCUCCCUGCUCGACCUAUGACCCCUACGGCGGGAUGAAGACCCCGGGGCAGCGGCAGCUCAUCUGCCUGCAGGAGCGGGUCAAAGUGGGGGAGAUAACGGUGGACGAGGCCGUCCAGGAGUUCAAAGCGUGGCAGUUCGACCACGAGCGGCGCUCUAACUCUCUGCGCUAUCAGCAGGACAACCUGAAGAAACUACGAGAUAGCAUCACGAGACGUCACAAAGAGAGGGAGAAGACGGGGCAGGAAAUCGAUUAUGAAAUAAGUGCGCCGCUGCAGAGGAGCCUCUACUGGGGAUCCAACUCGACAUUAGAGUGCAGCGUGUACGAACCCACACCCAGAAUGGUGGCUCCGCCCCCUCCGGCGACUCAGCCAAUCAAAAGAGGGAGCUGGAAGACUGGCAGUACGUCCAGCACAUCGAGCACAGAGAGCAACAGACUCAGCACUCACAGCACCUUUAGCCUCAGCAGCGGGACAGAACCGGACUUCGAGGACGCAGUGGAAACUCUUCCUCCUCCUCCUCGGCCUCCGCGACCCUCCGACCCGGUGCCCGGCGUUCCUCCACCCAGGCUUCCUCCGCGGAUCCCAGAAAGGGUGCCGGAGGCGCUGCACGAGCGCUACAUUUCCUGCCCGACGCGCGCGCUUCCUCAGAGACCCGCGCCCAGACAGGCGCAGGCGGCGCCGCCGGUUCCCCGCCGCCGGUGAUGGCCGGCCGCCUGCGGCCCGGUCGGACUGAACCCACCGGUACCGAGGGAGAACCGGUGGCUGAACGUGAUGCUCUGGAGAAUUUCUUUGGAUGAUCUGAAAAAAAUAGUGCAAAUUGUUUCUAUUAUUAUGUUUUUUUGUGUCUUUGACAUUAUAAUUAAUGUAAAUAAGAUUUUUUAGUAAAAGUGACAUUUAGGGUCACACUAGAUGUUUAAGCCCAAAAUUAGUCUAAUUAAAGUUCACGGUUCAGGGUGUUUCUUUAGAAUUUUUUUCUGUCCCUUUAAGACACUUUUCAUGUGUUUUAUUGCACAUGAAAGCAUCAGAGUCCAUAAAAACUCCAACAUGGAGUCCAGGCAGAUGAUUUGGUGUGAAUGUUGCAGGUUUUAAUCUUCAGCUGCGUCGGGUCGGACCCCUGGACCCGUCUCCAACAGAAACGCCUGUAAAUUAUGUAUGAAGACUGGAUGUGUUGCUGUAAAAUACCAGAGUCUAUUCUCCAUUAAUGUUGCUUGCUUUAUCUGACCUGCUCUUGUUUGCACAGUCGAGUUUAAAUGGUGUAACUUUUCAUUGUUGUGCUUGAUAAAAGGUUUCCCAAAGUA
Messenger RNA from Xiphophorus maculatus (southern platyfish), 3512 nucleotides. It is a transcript of the gene pik3ap1, whose product is annotated as phosphoinositide-3-kinase adaptor protein 1. Gene Ontology annotation, molecular function: phosphatidylinositol 3-kinase regulatory subunit binding; signaling receptor binding. Lineage: Eukaryota; Metazoa; Chordata; Actinopteri; Cyprinodontiformes; Poeciliidae. The record is from RefSeq and is a predicted model, not a curated record. The transcript has 18 exons. Gene Ontology annotation, cellular component: cytosol. Bases 298 to 2916 code for a protein of 872 amino acids.